AUGAGUGAUAGCAGCGCAGAUUCGACGAACACAAAGCGACCCGACGGCCACGUUACAAAGCGGGCGAAGAAAAAAGUGGGCGUUUCAUCGGAUGACGUCGGCAAACGUAUCAAAGUGCCGAUGUUUUCAUCGGAGGAUCCAGAGUUAUGGUUCGCCUUACUAGAAGGGCAACUGGACAGCGCCGGUAUCACCGAUGAUCAAACAAGGUUUGCACACGUAACAAAUAAUUUAGAUAUCACUUUCGCUAAAAUUGUGAAAGAUAUUAUUAUAAAUCCGCCCUCUCUUAACCGAUACGAAAAAGUCAAGACCGAAUUAAUAAAAAGACUAUCCGCCUCACACGAAGUAAGAGUCAGGCAACUCCUAAUGCACGAAGAGUUAGGAGACAGAAAACCAUCACAGUUUGCACGGCACCUCCAAGACCUGGCUGGUUCGAACAUUCCGGAGGAGUUUUUGAAAACAAUUUGGUGUAGCCGGCUUCCGAAACACGUGCAGACAGUUCUGGCUACGCAGCCAUCACAGUCGUUGGACCAACUUUUGGACCUUGCGGACCGCGUGCACGAGAUAACCGCAGCGAAAGACGUAGCAGCUACUACCACGUCGCAGACCAACUCACCAAGUGUGCACGCCGAGAUCGCAGAACUUCGGAAAAUGGUCGAGCGACUAUCUGCAAAACUGGAGGAACGCAGCGACAGAUCGAGAACUUCAACGCGAAGAGGAACUAACCAUCGAGCGUCGUCACGUAGUGGAUCGCGCUCAGCUUCCAGCUACAGAAGAUACCCGGUAUGCUGGUACCAUGCGAAGUUUGGUCAAGACGCAAAGAAAUGCCAGAAGCCCUGCGACUAUCAGCGUUCGGGAAAUGCCACGGGCAAUCACUAA
This is a messenger RNA of Bicyclus anynana (squinting bush brown), 876 nucleotides long. RefSeq lists its product as uncharacterized. The coding region runs from base 1 to 876 and encodes 291 amino acids. NCBI's taxonomy places the organism in Eukaryota, Metazoa, Arthropoda, Insecta, Lepidoptera, Nymphalidae. The transcript has a single exon. The record is from RefSeq and is a predicted model, not a curated record.